Anopheles bellator is the source of this 5823-nucleotide messenger RNA. RefSeq names its product sushi, von Willebrand factor type A, EGF and pentraxin domain-containing protein 1-like. Gene Ontology annotation, molecular function: calcium ion binding. The transcript has 7 exons. The record is from RefSeq and is a predicted model, not a curated record. NCBI's taxonomy places the organism in Eukaryota, Metazoa, Arthropoda, Insecta, Diptera, Culicidae. The coding region runs from base 1 to 5823 and encodes 1940 amino acids.
AUGUUGCUCGUUUUCCUGACCCUCUUACUGACGCGGGGGGUGGAGGGCGCACUCGAACCAGGAUCGACCGUCGGAUCGACCGUCGAACCGGAUGGUAUGACGCCGUACGGCCGCGGCUGGUAUGACGACAUUUGGGAGACCGUUCACGCCGUCACGCUUCCGGAAUUUCCGAGUGACAUCGAGCUGGCGCAGGCGGAAGCGAACCAGCGGCUCCGCCAGGUGAGCCGGCGCUUCCGGGAAACGGUCGACGAUAUGCGCAGUGCCAGUGGUGACCGUCUCGACAUGGUGUUCCUGAUCGAUGCCAGUGCCAGCGUUGGGCGGCAGAAUUUCGCGGCCGAACUGCGCUUCAUGCGAAAACUGCUGGCGGACUUCGACGUGAGCCUGUACGGGACCCGCGUCGCCCUGGUGACGUUCAGUUCGCGGCGCCAUGUGGUGCGCCACGUCGACCAGAUCUCGGUGCCGUCGGCCGCCCAGGACAAGUGCACGCUGCUCCAGGAUCAACUGCCCGCGAUUCGGUACCGUGGCGGAGGCACCUUCACCUACGGUGCGAUGACCGAGGCCGAGGCCAUCUUCCGCGGCCCAACCGAACCCAAGAGGACGCAGGUGAUCUUCCUCAUCACCGACGGUUACUCGAACGGACGCAGCCCGCUGCCGGUGGCGAAGCGGCUGAAGAAAGCCGGCGUGCGCAUCUUUGCGAUCGGCAUCGAGACGGGCAACGACGAGGAGUUGGCGGCCAUGGUGACAUCUUCGGCGCACCUCUAUCUGGUCAGUAGUUUCGAGCAGUUCGAGCAGCUGGCCCGCCAGGCGCUCCAUCACGACUACCGCUUCGGUGCGGCCGCCCCGGUCGCCAACGGGACCGUGUGCAAUCGGCUGUGUGACGUGCGGAACCUGAAUGCGACGGGCGGAUGUUGCGAUGAGCUGGCCGAGUGCGGUUGUAGCACCAACUCCGGACACUACCGGUGCUCCUGCAAGCCGGGUUACACGGGCUCGGGCCUGCGCGGGGAGUGCUAUCCGUGCGCGAACGGAACGUUCUGGAACCAGGCGGGCGUGUGCGAAACGUGUCCCCAUGAGCAUCAAAUCACCCAGCGGCUCGGUGCGCUGUCGGUCCGCGAGUGCGUCUGUCGUCACGGCUACCAGCAGAACGAGGACGGGCGGUGUCAGGCGGUGACGUGCGUGGAGCUGCAGCCACCCCCGAACGGAUUCUUCGUGAUGAACCCGAAACCGUGUGGCCGGGUGCUGAACGCAGCCUGCGGAGUCCGCUGCCGCCCCGGGUACGAACUUUCCGGAACGAGCAUCCGCCUUUGUCAAGCGAACGGCACGUGGUCUGGGACCGAGGUGAAAUGCACACUAAAGGAGUGCCCACGGCUCAGCAUUCCGUACUACGGCAUGGCCGUGUGUACGAACGCCGACCUUAACCUGCACUACGACUACACGCCGCACAACAAGACGUUCAUGGCGAAUUACGGUGGCCCGACGUCGGACCGGUACACCGAGGCGAUGCCGAUCGACACGGAGUGCUCCUUCAAGUGUGGCCCCGGCUUCUACCUGAAGGGCUCCCACACCCGAAGCUGCAUGACGAUCUCGAAGUGGGACGGCCUGCAGACCCAGUGCAAGCAGAUCCUGUGCCCGCCGCUGCCGUCGUUCCCGUACGCCACGUACGAGCCGACCGACUGCGCGGUGUCAAAGUCGGCGUUCGGCACCAACUGCACGCUGAUCUGUGACUUCGGCUUCGAAAUGGAGGGCGGCGGCCCAUGGACUCGGCAGUGUGGCGGGAAGCGCACCGGCGUGUGGAGUGGCCGCUCGAAGGCUCCACGCUGCGUUGAUGUGGCGCCGCCAUUCCUGGAGUGCCCCGGCCACUACUCCGUCCUGAUGGACGACACUUUCCCGUACGCGCUGCUCCGUCGACUCCAGCAGCCGUACGUGUAUGACAACAGUGGCGAUAACUACACGUACUGGGUCCGGCCGGCCAUUCCCGAGGCUGGGCUGCACCUGGCGCUGGGUGACCACCGCUUCACGUACAUCGCGGCCGAUGCCUUUAAGAACCGGGCACGCUGUAGCUUCAGCGUGAGUGUGAUCGACCAGACACCGCCGGAGUUUGGAGCCUGCCGUGACCCACCGGUUCACUACGUCAGCCAGGCGCACAACCCCCAGGAAACGUUCGUCCACUGGGAUGAUCCACACGUUAUGGACAACAGUGGCAUGGACGGGUUGACGUUGACAAAGAAUGUCACCCAGGGGUACCUGCCGGCCGGAGUGCACCACGUGCGCUACCGGGCCUCCGAUCGGACCGGCAACGUGGCCGAGUGCAUUAUGCGCCUGGAAGUCCGGCAGUACAGCUGCGAUGAGGUGCCGGACCUGGGCCCGAACGGAGUGGCGGUCUGUGCGCAGAACGGGACGCACGUCUGGUGCGAGCUGAGCUGCAAGGACGACUACGAGUUUCAUAACCUCACGGACGACACGGUGACGCUGGUGUGCGAUCGCACCCGACCGACCUGGGGAGUCCGGCCGGAGUCCGUCCCCGAGUGCAGCCCCGUCGUAAGUCCUGCCGGCGUGCAGAAAGUCCUGACGGUGCGGCUCACCCAACCCCUACCGGAAGCUGCCUGUGGGGAAGCGCUCGACACACUGUCGGCGUUGUUCAACGAAACCCUGCACGACCAGAUGUGUGGAGAGCAACCGGAAUGCGCCCUGUUGACGAGUGUGCCCGAAUGUGGUGGUGAUGGCGGCGGUGUUGGUGACGUAGCUGAUAACGCCACGCGCUACCAUCUGGUCCGGCGCCGACGAGCCCGUCCUGGCGAGCCGCGGUCCGCGGUCAAGGUCGUCGUCUACCAGCGGGUCUCGCAGAAGCUUGGCCUCUGGCGUCCGGAAGGCAAAAAAUCGGAAAACAUCAAGCGCAUCAAGGAGGAGCUGCGUAAGAUCAACUACAACGAGCAGCUGCGCCGUCGACUCGGCGCCCUCAAGCUGGACCUGCGCGUCCUGAAACUGGACGAGUUGAUCGACUGCACCGCCGGCAGCGUCGCCCGCAACCUGCUCUGCGUUCAAUGCCCGCGGGGCACCUACCACAACCGGACGUCGGGAUGCAUGCCGUGCCCAACCGGAACCUUCAACGAGCGGCCGGGGCAGGUGGAGUGCCAGGUGUGCCCGCCGUUCCACAACACCGCCCGCCCCCACGCCAAACACGCGCACGACUGCAAGGCCCAGUGCGGCCCGGGGACGGUGGCGCGCCUGCGCGAGGUCAAGGUCCGUCGGCUGGCAUCGGACGCUGACGGGGAGACGACGGUGGUGGAGCCCGCCCGCUUCCAGAAGACCCUGAUGCCGUUUUGCCGUAAGUGCGAUGCGGGGCAGUACCAGGAGCACCACAACCGGCUGGAGUGCCGGCCGUGCCCGGCGGGCCACACCUCCCGCCGGGGGGCCCGCAACCCGGCCGACUGUUUCCCCCUGCAGACCGUGGCCCCCCCUCGGGGGGACGGUGGCGAGGAGCCGGAGCUGGCGGCGUUGAAUCCGUGCGGCUCGGGACCCUGUCUGAACGGGGGGACGUGUGUGGCGCGGGAGGGAGGCGCAGGUGGGGAAGGGUUCGAGUGUAGGUGCGGAGGGGCGUGGGUGGGUGGGCGGUACUGCGAGGUGUACGUGGAUCCGUGUACCGAGGGACUUUGCGGCGGCGGUGGGACGUGCGUGGAGGUGGAGGGGAGGGCGGUGUGUGACUGUGGGCCCGGGUACGAGGGGGAGCGGUGUGAGCGGCGACGGCAGGACUACUGCUCCCCGAAUCCCUGCCAGUCGGCCGGGAUCUGCGAGGGGCUGGGGGACGGGGGAGCCGAGGGGUACCGGUGUCGGUGCCCGGCGGGGAAGGUGGGCCGGCGGUGUCACCUGGAGCCGUGUGAUUACGAGCCUUGCGGGGGGCGAUCCCGUUGCCUGAAUGGCGGCGGUGGUGGCGGUGGGUUUCGGUGUGUGUGUCCGGGAGGGUGGCGGGGAGCUCCGAACUGCACGGAGGUGGAUGAUCCGUGCGAGGGACCCAGGUACCAAGGGGGUUGGUGUCAGCACGGGGGAAGCUGUGUUCCGGUCAAGCGGCGACAGGAGGGGGAGGAGGGCGUGGGCGACCCGGAGGAUGAUGAGGCAGGGUACGGGGAGGUGCGGUGCGAGUGCCCCCCCGACCGUGGGGGGGAGCGGUGCGAGCGGCCCGUCUCCACCGACUUUUCGCUCGAGUUCCCGGGGGUGGGUGGAGGCGGCGGGGAUAGCUUCGUGAGGCUUCCACUACCCGCCGGCAGCUGGGAGGCGGUGGGGGUGUGUGGGUGGUUCGCGACGGGGGAUACGUUCAACUACGGGACGCUCGUGUCGUACGCGACCCCCCCCGCCACCGACAACGCCCUCACGCUCACCGACCAGAGCGGGUUGGUGGUGUACGUGAACGGGCGGCACGUGGUGACGGGGGUGGCGCUGGACGAUGGCGAGUGGCACGGGGUGUGUGUGGGGUGGGCGAGCGCGGGCGGUCGGUGGGCCGUCUACCUCGACGGGGUGCCCCGGGCGAGCGGGGCCGGACUGGCCGAGGGGACGGAGAUCGCGGGCGGUGGGCAGCUCGUCCUCGGCCAGGAUCAGGACGCCGCCGGCGGGGGUGGGUUCAGCGAGACGGAGGCAUACCGGGGCCGGAUGGCGUACGUGGCGGUGUGGGCGCGGGAGCUGAGCGGUGCGGAGGUCGCCCGCUGGUACCACCGGGGUGUGUGCGGCGGGGGCGGCCUCGACGGGCAUCGAGACCUCCUCCUACGCUGGAGUGACGUGCAGCAGCGGGGGGUGGUGGGGCGAGCGGUGCGGACGGCACCGUCCGGGUUCUGUGGGCGGUGCGCCCCGAACCUCACCCUCGCCCACGGCUCGGUGACGUACGCGGAGGGGGAGCGGGGCCAGCGGGCCGUCUUCCGCUGCGACCGCGGCUACACGAUGAGUGGCGACGAAGGCAACGAGGCCCACUGCCUGCCUACUUCCCGCUGGACCCUCGGGAGACCCACCUGUAAACUGGUACGCUGCGGAACGCUGGCAUCGCCCCUGAACGGCCGGGCGAUCCUUUCGACCGGCAGCGGCGGCGGCGGCGCCGCCACAUACGGCGCCGUCGUCCGCUUCACCUGCGACGCCGGCUUCCUGUUGGUGGGCGACGCGGAGAUGCGCUGCCGCGUCAGCGGCACCUGGACCGGAGGCCCCGACCCACCCGUCUGCCGCAGCGUGGACCGCUGCCCCGCCCUCCAACCCGACGACCCGCUGCGGCUGGCGAAAAUCAUCUACGCCGACGACCGGGGCGUCCUGCCGAAGCCGCAGCCCUCCUACGACGUCGGCGUCCUGGCGGAGAUCCGGUGCGCGGACGGGUGGGCCCCGGAAGGAGACGACCUGAUGACGUGCCGGGACGGCGGCUACUGGGACAUGGCGGCCGAGCCGGGUACCCGGCCCCGCUGCGUACCCCGCCAGGUGCCAUCACCGCCGGCCCCACCGACGACGCCGCGCGUCAUCCGCGUUAGCCGCCGGCCGGACCUGCCCUUCUGGAACACGCUGCGGGACUUCCUUCUGCACGGCUGCCACCCCACCCCGAUCGCCGGGCGCUCGGUGCUUUGCCUCGAGCCAGGACUCACCAGCACCACGUGGCGGGACCUGACCGACUACCAGCUACUCCCGACGGCGACGGCGGAACCGCUGGUGGAGCAACUGCUCCGCCGUCUGCUGGCCACUGCCGCCGAUGGCGGCCCCGACCCAACCCUGCAACCGGCCCAACUGCUCCCCUACAUCCUUUUCGGGUUCCGCAAUGGCACGGCUUAUCAACACCAAAGUCGCUCCAACGGUAGUCAAUCGUGA